This is a messenger RNA of Cetraspora pellucida, 1239 nucleotides long. The record is from the annotation of a GenBank genome assembly. Lineage: Eukaryota; Fungi; Glomeromycota; Glomeromycetes; Diversisporales; Gigasporaceae.
AUGGAAGAAAUAAACAUAUUAUUGCUUGGUGAAAGUGGUAUAGGAAAGUCUACAUUUAUAAACGCGUUCGCCAACUAUCUUAAAUUUCCUAGUUUAGACGAGGCAAAAUCCGGGGACUUGGAAAUAUUAAUCCCAUUCAGGGUUAAAGUAGGAAUAAAUGAUAAUAUAACUGUGGGUGAAAAAGACCAAAACGAAUCCCUAAUUGAAGGAGACUCAUCAACUCUAGGAUGCAGAGUCUACAGGUUCUGUAUUGGAGAUAAAGUCAUAAGAUUAAUCGAUACACCCGGUAUAGGAGACACUAGAGGAGUUAAACAAGACAAGAUAAAUUUAGAAAAUAUUUUGGCCUAUAUUAAUCAAUUCCAAUAUAUAAAUGGAAUAUGCAUGUUAUUUAAAUCAAACCAGACACGACUGAAGGAUGAGUUCAAAUACUGCGUAAAAGCAUUGGUAUCACAGCUUCAUAAAAGCGUCAAGGACAAUAUUAUAUUCUGCUUUACCCAUACUAAAGGAUCAAACUUUAAACCAGGAAACACAUUAGAACUUCUGAAGAAGCUAAUAAAAAAUGAUCUCAAAGUCGAGCUUAAGACUAAUGAUAAUACUAUAUACUGUUUUGAUAACAAAUCAUUAUCAUUCAUAGUGCAGCAUAAGAAAGAUAUGACAUUCGAUAAAUUUACAGAAAUAAGCGUUGUAUUUAGCUGGGAAAAGUCUGUCAAUGAAUCACAGAGGCUACUUAAAUAUCUUAUGUCACUUACCCCUUGCAAUAUGAGGGAUUCUGGAUCACUUUACAAUGCUAGAGUAAUGGUGUCAAAUCUUGCCAUACUCAUUGUUUUGAUAGCACAAAACAUAAUUGAAGAGUUUGAAAAAGUGAAACAUAUUAAAAAGAUAUUUACAGAAUUUCUUAUAUGUAAUACUUUGGCUGCUUUCGAUGAUGUAUAUCUAAAAUGUUUGCAAAGUAUAAAGGAUGAUAAAGUAACUCGUCAAAAUAAUCUUGAGAAGCAUGCUAGAACCCAGAAUAAUAUUUUCUCAAAGUAUAAAAACAACUGUGAAAAAUUCGAUAAUGAGAGUGAAAAGAUUCAGCAAGAUAUCGAUUUUCUCGAGAAAGAAAUUAAUGAACACGAAGAACAAGUGAAAAACAUAAAAGAAUACAUCCAAACCUCCCAAGAAAUUUUUCCAGACAAAAUAUUUAUACUGAAAGAUGAUUAUACAACCUACCAAUUAACGGACCGACGUUUAAAGCAAUAA